UGUCGUGGGCGCCCGGAAGCGCGGGGAUGCCCGGGGGGGGCGGGGCGCGGGCGGCCGCCAUGAGCAAGAGGAAUCAGGUCUCCUACGUGCGGCCGGCCGAGCCCGCCUUCCUCAGCCGCUUCAAGCGGCAGGUCGGGUAUCGGGAGGGCCCCACGGUGGACACCAAGAGAGAGCAGCUUCCCCUUGCAGAUGAUGAUAGUGACAAUGGCAGUGACAAGGAAGAUGAGCAGCCUCAAGUGGUAACACUGAAGAAAGGAGACUUGACUGCUGAAGAAGCAAUGAAAAUUAAACAGCAAAUCAAAGAGGCCUUAAAGUCAAAUGAAUCAGAUGAUGAACCAGAGCCUGCUGAUGGAAAAAUUAUGUUCAGGAAACCAGCCAAACGUUCAUCAGAGAAGUGUUUGGACUUCAAUGAAAGAAAUGUGGAACUGUCUUAAGCAAUCACUUCCUUAAGCAAUGGAUCAUGGAAAAAUUAAUAAUCACAAGAACUUUCUAAUAAAGGGGAAACCAAAGUAAGUACAUGGAACAUGGGGCUAGGACUGGAAAGGACAAUUUUCCUGGGUUUUCCUUCUCUCUUGUUCUUCUCUCCCUCCAUCCACAAUCCUUUUCCCCUGCCACAGUGGUGAAGGUAUAUGUAUUUAUUUUCUCAUGGGGCUUGCCCAGCUAAGUGUGAGAGAAGUGCUGAAGGAGCAAGGUGAGAGUAGCUGAGGCUUGUUGCCUAUUAUGGGAAUCUUGGUCAGAUGUGGCCCAUUACCUAAUAUAGGAACUUUGUACAGUUUUUAUUAGUAAAAUACUUGAAAUUUCAUGGUUCAUUAAUACUAAAACAUUUAUUGAUGGUGUUAGCUGAGCAGUAAGCUGGAACAAACCUGGUGAACUGUAGUAGCAUUGCAGCAGUUGAUGCUUAUAGCGGAGGCUUUUUACACUGCAGAGGUGCUUGGAUGUCAUUAGGAAAGGUGAGAUGCUCUGUUACCUUCACUUCUUUUGAAGAAACAAGAUCUUUCUCCAAAUAAUAGGAAUCAAGGUGAAUCAUCAAGAAUGCUGCAUUUUGAGAUAGAAUUGGAAGAACAGGGGACAGAAUGACCAAGAAAACACACGUGGGGGCAGGUGGCCUUGGAGUUCAUACCUUUGGUUGUAUUUCUGGUCUGAAAUAAAAGAAAAUUUGGUAUACUGCAAGUGUACAUUUAAUUGGCCUCAAGAGGAAGGGAUGAGUCAGAAUUCUAUUCUUAUAGUUUUUGAGUCCAGCGCUUUUCCAAGAAAUAUCAUUUGGAGGACCAAAGAUUGUGUUUUGUAGACAGUGAGCACAAGAAGCCUGUAUUUAACUGGUUUAAUUACACAUUUUUUUUAAGUUUCAUCACAGGACUUAACGUCCUUUUUUGCAGUGCUUCAGUAUAUAAUCCUGUUAGGAAGCUGCAGAUUUAUAAUGAGGCAGGAAGUAGCAAUGUCAUCGUUUCAGCUGAUUGUUUCCCUUCUGCUGUAGUGUAUUAACUAAGUAAUGCUUCACUUGGCUGUGCAGAGCCAAUUGCAUUCUCAAGGACAUCAGGCAUGCCUGAAGAUGAGUCAUUACCUUUUGUACAGCACAAGAGGAAUGAUAUGCAGUCUCAGCAAGUGUUUGUCCAUUGAAGUUGGUUAAUAACCUAUAGGCCUCUCCUGUGGCAAGAUGCCAUAAAUCAAUCCUUUGUGCAUUCAGCAAACAGAAAGGCUGGUGUAUCAGCUGCCUCUUCAGUAUCAUCCCUUUGUUCCCAUUCCUAGAGCAAGAUAUUAGUCUGCAGAGACAUUUUUCAUGUCAUAGACCUCCCCUUCUGCCCCACUUCCUUGAGAGCAUUCCACAGGCAGCAGUCACAAUGGUAGCCAUUAAAACCACUGGAGACACAGCACACAUGAGUGACUGCAAUCUCCUGUAGACUUCCUCAAGAUUUUGAGAACCUGUAAAAUCUCAGAACCGGCUCCUGGAAAGUAACUUCCUCCUGGGGAAAAUGAAUGGGACCAGUCAGCAAAAUAAUACAAGAUUGAAUUCUAUAGUGUUUACCCCGUUAUCACUUCUUAUUUUUUGUUGGAGGUAAAGCAACAGCUGGCAAAAGCAGGUUUUUUCCUUUUAUCAGGAGAUGUAAAGUGGCUUUGGUGCCAUUCCAACCCAUAUGGCAAAGGAUUCCUUUUCCUUGACUCUUGUGGCCAUCCACAGUGCAAUGCCUGAUUAGUUAAGGCCAUGGGCAAGAGGGAACUACCUUGUAAGAGGCAGAAGUUAUUAGAGGAAGGUGUUGUCAAACCUCUGUGGGGUAACGCUGAUCACUGCACACUUUUAGUUUUGAUAUCAUGAAAGAGUUGUUCCCUUAGGGACAGCACAGUAACAAAGAACUUUAAAAGGGCAGAUUAUAAAACUAUGAGGAAAAUGGUUAACAGCAGGCUGAAGGGCAAAGAGAAGUACUUAAAAACCAUAGAGAUCUGCCUGGAGGCUAUUUAAGAACAUUGUAUUAGAGGCACAGAUGGUUUGUAUACCUCUGAGCAAAAACAGCACAUGAGGAAGGAUGAAACUCAGAGGGUUACGUGGGAGAAAAGCGUGAGUAGAGAAAGGUUGAAAUGCAUCCCUUAAAGAUGAUGACUCUCUGAAUGACAGACUAGGGAAUGUUACCAGGAGAGUGUGGAAAGAGCGGGAAAGUCAGUGCUAAGAAAAAGACUAUAGCAGCUGCUGACUUUGGAUCCCCAGGAUGAAACACUGAAAAGAUUGAGUCUAAUAAUGUGCCUUUGAAAACUGGGCUACUCCAGAUGAGACUUCACCAGAAAAACCAAUGUACUCUUAAUCUCAGUUAGCUGGCACAAGCCAAAAUCUUAAUAAAGGAGUCUGCAGUUUUGAUAUGUGACCAGGCCAAAUUUAAGAGUAAAGGAGUCCAUUCAAACAUAGUUUCUCUAUGCUAGGACUUUAUUUUCACCUUGCGUUAUAUUCAGUUCCAAAAAUGUUUUUAAUCUUUGCUGAAGAAGGUAGAGAUUAAAAAAAAUAAAACAGUCCUAAAAACUCUAAUUUUAGUAAAAGCAAAAAACCCUGCGUUUGUUCUGGUACAGCUUUGGGCUGAGAGGGAGACUAUCUGAUAAGGACGUAGUGAGGUUUGCAGGGCAUUUUUACACCAAUGUGUAAUUGUACAGAUGCGAAAUUUUGUUGUCGUAUAUCUGAGAAUGAGAACACACUGAUUAUAAAUUAGGCAGGGAACAUUUCAAGUAUCACAAACCUGAUGAUGUGUGCAAAAAGAGUCCCUGUGAAAUCAAUGAAAGUUAUUUUCUGAUUUAAAACCAAGGAAAAGCAGGGGAAGGUUAGAACAACUAUUUUUACAGGAAAACUUUGAUGCACACAGUCUCACUGGGACUAGAGCCCUGGCAUCUAGGCUGUUUUAUUCUGCCCUGUUAAAUUGAAACAAACAAUUCAGCUGCCCGUGUCCCUUCUUUUCUCCUCUGACAUGCCAACUAUCUUGAGAGAAGAGAUUAAGCAUUGUUCUGAUGAGUGCCACAGCAGCAGCAGCAGCUUUAUAAUUUAAGGGCUGAAUAAAAUUUAUGGAGCACUGAGAAGAGCUUAAAUCAAUUUUAUGAUUUUCAUAAAUUAUUUCAGGCAGAUGAUGUUUGUGUAAAAAGCCAAGGAUUUUUGAGCUGUUUAUCAAAUGGACAACAACACUGAAAAUGGGGAUUUUCAAAGGCACCUGUGGGAAUUAUGCAUCUGAGUUUGAUGGGAGUUAGAAGACUUGUUCCUUUGAGCUACUUAGUGUUCCAGUAUAAAUUUUAAAUCAUUCAAAAUUGCUUAAAAUACUUGGGAAAAAUCAAAAUUAGAUGAGGGUCAAAUUCAGAGCAAUUAAAAAAUUUCAUUUAAAUGCUUAAUAUGCUUUUUAACAG
Messenger RNA from Chiroxiphia lanceolata (lance-tailed manakin), 3867 nucleotides. RefSeq names its product KIAA1143 ortholog. The coding region runs from base 27 to 434 and encodes 135 amino acids. The transcript is spliced from 4 exons. Lineage: Eukaryota; Metazoa; Chordata; Aves; Passeriformes; Pipridae. The record is from RefSeq and is a predicted model, not a curated record.